UUCAAAUCUGUUUCUUCUCUUGUGGUUGGAAGAAAAAGAAGCCGUGGUGGUGUUAUUACAAGUGAAAACUACCUACUUCCUGGUCUUCCUCCACUCCUCUUGCCUCCAUUCUUCGUCAUCUUCUGCAACUGCAUCCAUCCACAAGCAGUCGAUAUGUAAACCGUCUCAACGAACAUGAAAAAGUGGCGUCAUACAGUAAAAUGAUAUCACAUGAAAAUUAUGCGAUUUAUGACCUUCGACCUCGUCCUCACGGUUUGACGGCGUUGAUUCGGUGGUAAAAUUUCCUUUAAAAUUACAUCCAUUUGAAAAUCAUAUAUUUUUUACCUUUGACCUUGUCUACACGGUCAAGGGUAUGUUGGAGGUCAGAAAUAUUAACUUAAUUGAAUUCGUGGUGAAAUUUCCUUUAAAAUGGCACCACGGUAUGAAAAUUCUGUGCGGGGUGGUCCGAUUUAUCCCAUUAUCUAAAUCGACCCACAACUAAAAAUUAGAAGUACAAUAUCGAAAACGGCGUUUGAUUGUAUGUUGAGACGUUCUGGAAAUAUCCUGCUACAGACGGACUGACGCACAGACAGACGGACAAAACGAUCACAACAAGUGGCUGCAAUAAUAUACAUAUCUACUGCAGAAGGACUGACUACUACGGAAUGCUAUAUACUACUACAGAAUGCAGCUCUAGUUGUUCUCUUCUUUAACGAUCUUGACGCUGAGUGAUUCGAAAUACUUGGUGUGCACACAUUCUGCACUGCUCCAACAAGUGAAUGGUCUUAUUAGGCAUAUAUUUAUUGCAUCCAUCCACUUGCUCCAUCCUCAAUGUAUGCAACAGGUUUAGGACUCACUUAUGCAGUGGCUCAAAAUUGUAGAUUUAUCAAUUCAGUUGGCAAAAAGUAUUCUUGCACAUGCGACUCAUUCAUUCAAAGGAGUUGAAAUUGGAUUUUGACCACAAGUUACAAGGCAAUUCUAUUUUUGCGACAUUUCUCCUCCUUCUGCACGACUCUUGACAUUUUAGGAUACGACGAGGACGCCACGAGACACAGGGAGACCAGAACUCAGCGGUACAGGAAGUGCACAAGAUAUAAACAAUUGCUCUGAUACUGAACAAAAAUCUCAUUGUGGUUCCCUCAGAGGAAUAGUUUUGUUAAUUUAUCUCUGAAAGUUUUAAGAAUAAGCAGCAGCACAUGAAGUCAGUCUUCUCUAAAAUAGAGUAAAAUGUGAAGAAUGGGUGCUUUGCUUUGUGCCUAAUUCUAUAACGCCACAACUUUCGUGGAGAGAUUCGAUUUCUUAAUCGGGCCCCAAUUAUUGGAUGCUCAUGAGCUUACUAAAUAAGUAAAUUGUUGUUGUGGUGGAACGACGUGCUAAAUAAAUAAAUAUAUACCUACCAAAUAUAAUUUCAAAAGUAUACAUAUUUCAAAAAAUCUCAAAAUGUGGAACCGUGCCCAAAUCACGUCGUCGUGUUGCAUAAUACUCGUGGUGGUGUUUACCUCUGUUCAAAACAGUGGCAGUGUUAUGGUCGUGACGGGAAGCAAGUUGUUAUUAGACUGUCCAGGAAUGGAUGAGAAUCCCGUGAUAAGUGUAAAGGGAAGUGGAACUGGGGAUAAUUCGCCUUCGUCUUCAUCCUCGUCGUCAUCGUCCACCUCAACUCGUGGGGGAGGAGCAGGUUUUAGCUCUUCCGUGGAAGUUGGAGGUGAUAAAAGUGACGAAGCCUGGGACAGAUUCAGACCAAUGUUACUCAAGUGCAAGGCAGCAUAUCCCAUAACGUGGGAUUUUAUGGGUAGCAAGCCUCCAGACUUGUCCGUCGAAACCAUUGUCGAAGUGGACAAUGUCCUCACCCCGACGAAACGUUGUUUCUACUCGAAUCUCAAAGUUUUAGCGAGUGGCUACACUGGGAAGGAGAGCAGGACGGGAAAUUAUACUUGCAAAUCCUUUGACGGACAAAAGAAGGCUUCGAUUUAUCGUUUCGCACAUGAUGGAACGUCCAUUUUCAACACGAGGAAAACAAUGGAGGCGAAAGUUAUAGUGAGAGGGGGAGUGGCUCAAGUCUUUAUUCCUUGUACGGCAAAUAUACCUAAUCUUAACGCAACGGUGCUCCGAAUUCAGGAUGAGAACAAAAAUGUCACAUUUGUGUCAUUGGAUGCCAACUCGAUUGAGCAAAAGUAUGACCCAAAAGUUGGAUUUUUUCUCAGAAGUAAAAAUGUGACGGCACUUUCGGGAAAAUUUGUAUGCUCGGGGACGUAUAGGAAUGAAACGGAAGUUGUGGAAAUAACGGUGGCACCUCCAACGGAUUUCAUUGUCAGCCCCACAAAACAACAUCAAACGUUUAGAAAUUCCAGGAUUUCGGUGUCCUGUCGAGCAAACGAGCCAGUAGAAAUGAGACUAAACAACACAAAUGUCAAGGUGCAACAACACCUUCAGGAAUUAAUGUACAAAACGGAUAGUCUCAAAUAUGGGGCGAUGGGGGAGGUUUUUACUCAUCCGAAACAAGAGGUUCUCAAGGGAGAAAUCAGUUGUGUUAAGAAACUCACGGGAGAAGUUCUUUACACUUGGAAAUACGAUACGGAUUACAUGUGCACGUGUAACUGGACAUUGAAGCCAGAUUUAUUCAAAACGACGCGAUUUUUCUUCCUGCUGGACAGAACUCUUCGAGGUACGAUCCGAGCAUUUGGUCUCAACACGGAGGGCGACAGCUACUACAUGAACCUCCCAACUCCGAGGGGAGAACUUUCUUGUACCAGUCCAAAAAGUGCCAAAGUUAACAUGACCUACAUAGCGUGUGAGAAUCCGGUGGAAUGUCAGAUUAAAUCGGCUUUCUUAAACUGGUUCGACUUUGAUCAUCGAGCGUACGCAAUGGAAAGUGCAUUUAGCGAUGAAGAUGGCGAAGACGCUGCAAACCAAACCACCAUAAGUCAAGGGUAUAUUCGGUCCGGAAUUAUAAAAUGUGGCGUUGAAGAUUACAUAACGACGAAAAUUGCCAUUGCCAAUUUGGAUACGUUAUAUAUUGACUCGAUCCCUAUGAAAAACUUGGUGAGGAUCAUUGCACCAGAGAGCAAUGUAUUUGUGGGAGACAAAAUGCUGUUCACCUGCAUUUAUGAAAAGUUUCAAAUUGCUCGAGAAGCCAAGUUUGCGGUUCAAUAUAAGAAUGGGACUAUCAAUUUUCUAGAAAUUGAUAAGAUGGAUGAUCGCUACUCCUUCGACUUGGAAAAAUAUCAGAGAACGUCUUACAUCACUAUUGACAGUCCUGACAUAUCGUCACUUUUGUGCUUUGUACCCGUGUGGAACUCAACUCAAUGGAAAAACACUUCACUUCCGCUCAACGUUUCAACCGCAAGCCCUAUAACAAGCGAUUCUCCACUAAACUGUCCAACUGACUCAUCUCCAAUAAUCAUAUUACAACGAAAUUCAACAAUUUCAUCAAGAAGAGUUCGAGUUCCUCAUUUAGUUUCAAACACUACAAUUUCUCUGUACAAUCCUGUCAGUGAAAUACAACUAAUUUGCCGUGCUAAUUAUCCAAUUCAAUGGGUGUACAAUGACGUACCGCUCAACACUUCAAAAAUUGGGAAAGUCCCUUGCAGCCAGUCCAGCUCGAUGAAAAAGGUUUACGAAGCCAUUCUUCACAUCGACCCCUUGAAAAAAGAAGGUACCGGAAACUACUCGUGUCGAAAGACGUUCGCAGUCGUCCCUCAGAGUUACGUUUACGUCUAUGCUGUUGGAGAUGGGGACGCCACUUUUGUAAAUGAGGGAAGACACAUGCAAGUCGUGAAGCAUACGGAUGAUCCCAAUCAAAAAGUGAUUCUUCCAUGUCAAGUGUCCAAUCCUGAAGCCAAACCAUAUUUAUUUCUGGACCAUGAAGAUUCUGAAAAGAUUCAACGGUUGGAUUUCUCCGAGGAAUUGCAGUAUGAUCCGAGAAGUGGAUUCGAAUUGGAUUUAUCCCUGGCACCAGAACCAGUGACAACAUUUAUUUGCUCAAUGAGCUCGAACGCAAGUAGCUUCGGAGUUUUGAUCACGUUGAGAAAGCAGGAUGGAAUUUUUGCUGCUGGAGCGAGUGGUGGAAGUGGGUCAUACAAAGACAGCCAAAGUAACGGAAUGCUCAUCGGCGUCACCGUGAUUCUAUUGAUUCUAGUCAUAGUUUUAACUUCAGGAUUAUACCUCAUGUACAAAAAGUGUCAAGAGGCCACAUCGAAAACUGCGGAUGUUAGCCAAUUAGGAAAUACGACGGGAUUUUCAUCAUAUGACGAUGUCCGAAUACAGGCCGAUGACAGAGAAAACAUUGUUGGCGAUGGCACAUAUAAUCGAUUCAAUUAAGGUUUUGGCUAGUUCCUAUAUUUUUUGCAGUGACAGUGAAAAAGUCUUUCAUCUCGAAGAGAAGAAUAAUAUGCAACCAGAUUUAUUCUUCUAACAGAUUGUUGUGUGUGCUCUAAAUAAAAACAAAAUGUCAAAAAUUGAAUACAAA
Molecule: messenger RNA, 4444 nt
Organism: Folsomia candida
Lineage: Eukaryota; Metazoa; Arthropoda; Collembola; Entomobryomorpha; Isotomidae
Exons: 24
Coding region: 1420-4296 (958 amino acids)
Source: RefSeq, a predicted model, not a curated record